CCCUCCUUCCCUGCGCCGUGCUGAGCUGGAAAAUGGCUGUGUAGUGGAGCUGGAGAACGGGGAAAAAAAGGGGGAAGAAAGAAAGAGCGAGAAGGGAAGCGACAUAAGAAGUGGACCGUGGACCGUUUACUGGAAGUUCAGUGCACACCGAGGAGCUACGGUCCCCAGUCAAGCCGCACACACGGACGCUCAUCUGCCACCUGGAAACGUUAAAGCGCCGCAGCCGAAAAAGUGCGAGGAGUCAAGAAAAUAUCCGCGGGUCGGUCGAAACCCCGUCCAGAACAUGUGGGAGCCAGAGAGAACGGAAGAGGAUUAAAGACCAUCCCACUCUGCUGCUCGUCUCCCAAUCCGACCGCUUGAUUUCCCCGCAACACGGGGCCUUCAACUAGCAAAGUCUUUUUCCCGGCUCUUCCAACAGCACCAAGCCAGCAGGUUUUCGCUGCUUGAAAGAGCAUGUUGCCAAUGCUCUCCCUCUGCUCCAUCAUCUGGCUCAACCGAGGAAUCAAGCUGAGGAAAUUGCACCAGUCCACCAACACCGGUCAGGUCUGAAACUGCUGCAGCCAUAGACAUAACAGCAGAACGCCAUCUUGUCCACUUUUGAAAAUGCUCCUAAGCUUCGGGUGACUCCUCCUCCUCCUCCCAUUAUUCCCCUACCCCUUCCCCCAAAACAAACUUACCUCCAACACCAGAAUUUAGUCUCAACCGCCUUUCCGGUUCUGAGGAGGAUUUUUGUUACCCUGUUGUUGCAGUGGCACUUAGGCUGCACCAUCUAAUCCUCUUUUUAGAGGCCAUUUUGACUUUUGUCUCCAUAACAAAAUGGCGGCAGAGGAUUUUCAGUACCGUGCUCUCUAUGCAUUUACCAAGGACCAGGAAGAGGACUUGGACUUGCAUCCUGGUGAUCUUCUCACAGUCAGCAAGGCCACUCUGUUGUCCAUGGAGAACUACCAGGAGGGCUGUGAGGAGCAACCAGAGUGCCUGGGCUGGCUCUUCGGGUACAACGAGCAUACCAGGCAGAGAGGAGACUUCCCAGGGACUUAUGUCGAAUAUGUGGGCCCUGUCAAGAUGACUCACCCAUCGAGUCAACCAAGGUCCCAGCGACCACUACCCGCUCCUCCCAGACCAGAAUCAUCUCAAGCUGUUUCUGUGCUGGACCUGAGUGAGCAGUUCACACCACCAGAGACGGCUCCCCCGGCUCUCAUCGGCCUGAUCCAAGCCAUAGAGAAGAGAGGUCUGGACACCAAGACCUUGUACAGGACGGUCGGCUCCUCUGGCUCCGAAAGCCCAGUGUACAGUCUCAGCUCUGAGAGUGAAGCGUGUCAGAAAGAUGUAGGUUACCUCUCUGAGUGUGUCCUGAACUACCUGAGAGAGCUCCCGUCACCUGUCAUCCCUGCCUGCAUCUACCCUCACCUCCAAACUGUUGUCACCCUGCAGCAGCAGGUCCUGCAACAGUCAGCAGAUGGUGCGGUAGCUGGUAGCCAUGACAGAGAGGUUAGCCUGGUCCUCGAAAGCUCCACUACAGUCCCUCUCCAUAACUGCCUCACCCUUCAAUACCUCCUCACUCACCUGGCUAAGGUCACCCAGGUGCAGGCCAGCAAUGGCCUGGACACACACACACUGGGAAAGAUCUUCGGACCAUUGCUCAUACGGACAGGCCCCUCCACCCCUUGGUUAUCACUUGAUGAGAAGUUCCCUGCCCUUGUGGUGGAGAGGUUGUUGAUAGAGAAAACCAUGGAGCAGGACCUCACUCCUCCAGUUCUUCCAGCAAAGCCAGUCAAGUCAAAAAUGGCACCAUUAGCCAAGACGGACACAAGCAGCCUGCUGAAUGAUGCUGAAUGGUACUGGGGAGAAAUCUCUAGAGAGGAAGUGAACGAGAAGCUGCGAGACACUCCAGACGGCACCUUUCUGGUGCGGGAUGCCUCCAGUAAACUAGAGGGCGAGUACACGCUCACCCUCAGGAAAGGAGGGAACAACAAGCUCAUAAAGAUUUACCACAGAGACGGGACGUACGGCUUCUCAGAGCCUCUAACCUUCCUGACUGUAGUGGAGCUCAUCAAUCACUACCGCCAUGAGUCCCUGGCCCAGUACAACGCCAAACUGGACACCAGGCUUUUGUACCCCAUCUCCAAAUACCAGCAGCUGGUGAAGGAGAACAGCAUAGAGGAGGUGGGAGAGCAGCUGAAGGUUUAUCAUGAGCAGUUCCAGGAGAAGAGCCGCGAGUACGACUGUCUGUACGAGGAAUACACACGCACCUCACAGGAGCUGCAGAUGAAGCGCACAGCCAUUGAAGCCUUCAAUGAGACCAUCAAGAUCUUUGAGGAGCAGUGUGAGACUCAGGAGCGUUACAGCAGGGAGUCUUUGGAGCGGUUUCAGCGUGAAGGCAACGAAAAGGAGAUACAAAAGAUCCAAAGCAACUCGGAGCGUUUGAAAUCUCGCGUGAAGGAGAUCCAUGACAGCAAGCGAAAACUGGAGCAGGACCUCAGACAGCAGGUCUCCGACAACAGAGAGAUUGACAAGAAGAUGAACAGCCUCAAGCCGGAUCUCAUGCAGCUCCGCAAGAUCAGAGACCAGUAUUUGAUAUGGCUGACACAGAAGGGGACAAGACAGAAGAAGAUCAAUGAAUGGCUGGGCAUAAAGAACGAUGUUGAUGACUCCUACUCGCUCGAGGAAGAUGAAGGCUCACCCCACCACGAUGAGUGUACCUGGUAUGUUGGUGACAUCAAACGAACCCAGGCUGAGGACAUGCUGAGAGGCAAAUGUGACGGAACCUUCCUCAUCCGUGAGAGCCAGUCGCAGAAGGGCUCGUAUGCCUGUUCUGUAGUUGUUGAGGGGGACACCAAGCACUGUGUCAUCUACAAGACGGCCACAGGUUAUGGAUUUGCUGAGCCCUACAAUCUGUAUUCAUCCCUCAAAGACCUGGUUCUCCACUACAAAAACGUCUCCUUGGUCCAACACAAUGACCACCUGAAUGUAAAUCUAGCCUACCCAGUCCUGGCCUGCUCUCAGAACCAGAACCAGCACUCCAGAUGAAUUUGCCACCAGCAGCGUUGGACGCCUACCAGGGUGGGGAAAACUACAUUUUCACUCGGAUGCACUGUGGAAAAAAAAAAUUCACUCCUGAACAAUGUUCAUGUGGUCAAAAUGGCGGCCAAAAGAGACUCGACAGCCACCAUUUAAAAUCCACACGUUUGGCUGGAGCCUGGUGCUUAUUUCACACACUGACCCCAGUCCAGUAAAGAGCACUCCCUGCGAGCUAACAGCAUGGCUUCAAAAUUAGAACACCGCUAAAGGUAACUAAAGCACUGUACAGUUAGCCUGGCUGAUGCGUCGACAAGAGUGUCACAUUAGCCAGCCGUCACUGUACAGUGUGCGUGUACAGUGUGAGAAAAUAUCUUUGGUACAGAGAAACUAAAUGUGUCAAAAGAAGAUACAAAAUAAGCACACAAAAAUAUGUGUGGAAAGAUGGAACGGGAUGAUGGUACAAUUUAUAUGAGGCACUAUUGUUGUUUUUUUGUUCUCUUUUUUUGCCUUGAACACGUGAUGAGUGUCCAUAGACAAAGGCCCAAUCUGUCAACCCCAGACUGCCUGCAAACUCUGUAGACCAGGGGUGCCCUAUACGUCAAUCGCGAUAUACCCUUAUUUUGAAAUGCCCAUACGGCUACACAGGAAGUAACGGCAGUAUAUGUCCAUAGCUUGAGGCAGUUGUUAUGCCGUGUGAGGCGAGCGGCACCUUCGGACAGUUCACGGAACGUACGACACUGACUUCCCUCCAAAAAUAUCUACAUAUAUACAUAUAUGUAGAUCAUUUUGACUUGGUCUUUUUAAAAGUAGCUCCCAAGCUGAAAAAGUGUGGGCACCCCUGCUGUAGACAAAAGCCUGAGCUGUCAUCCACUACAUGGACUGGAACCAGGCUGCUCGCAUCACACCUACAAGCGGCUGAGGGAUUGUGGACCCAGGAUGGGUGGGUGGGGGUUGGGGGGGUUUGUCAGUGGAGCCUGGGGCGAAGAAGAGGAGGAGGAGGGAGAAACUGCUGGGGCUUGUUUAAGUGCCAUAGCAAUAGCUUUGAAUGACCACAAGCCUGUGUCACGAGAACAAGGAAGGGGGCACGUUUAGGUUGAUGGAAAGAAGGACGGAGGGAACGAGCGCCUGUCGACAUAGACAAAGCUACAGCUUUAAAAAUACACACGUAGGUAUAUAUUUUUAUGAAAUGAUCUUUAUUUCCAACUGCUUUGGCUUGUCUCUCUCUCUCUCUCUCUCUCUCUCAGCGUGGCCUCCUUUUUAAUUGACGAGGUACGACAUACAGUAAAUACUGUAUAUCAAGGUAGAAAUGCAUGCGACACAUUUUGUAUAUUGUGAAUAUAGAAGUACUUUUUAAUCACAAUACACUAGAUGGAGAGGUGCAUUGAUAAAUGCAGUUCCACUUAAUUCAUGUUUCCAUUUAAAUGGAACUUGUGGAAAGAUUCCUUUUGUCUGUCUUUCAGUCUUCGUUUUUUUCCCCAUCCUGUUAAAUACUGUAGCACCUGUAGCCGUUGACUUAAGGCUUAACUGUUAGUGCUUGUCGUGAGUGUCUCGUCUCUACACGCUAAAGACACUUGCAGAGCAUCAAUCUAUGUGAUUUUUGUAUCUUCGGUACUGUAUUUGCUUCGUCUCUAGUUUAGAUUGGAUUGAUUUAGCGGUACAGCGUCCUUGCAGAUGUUUUAUUGUUUUUGUUUUGUUUUGGGGUUGUUGUUUUUGUUUUUUAAAUCUGAUUUGCUCGCGGUACUUCUUACCCCUCGUGCUGGACUGUUCAUUUCAUCAGAAGCUUGACUUACAGAGCUGUAGAACAUUGGUGUACAAAAAGAGAGAGUACGCGGUAAUAUAACUUGUACAGUAUAUUUCAGACGCACAUGCGGACCGUGCGUGUGAUUUGUUUUUGUUGUUGUUUUUAUAAAGUUUAACCGCUGUGUCUCUUUGUUUUCAGACUAUUUGCUAUGCUCUUAGAAUCUGUUUAAGGAUGCACAGUAUCCAACUAAUGUGAGCCAAAUGAAGGAUGUAUUUUCAUGUAGCAAGAAGGAGAAAGACAGAACCCGUCUUUGUGCCAUCCAGCAUGGUUUCUGUGGUCUGAGAGAUUAUCAAGUACGAUGUGCAUGGAGUAGUCCUUCGUUUGGAUAGUGUUCUUUUUUUUCUUUUUUUUUAUUAGGUGGUUGAUAAUUGUGCUUUUUGUAGAGUAUAUACAGAAUGAUGCGUGGUGAAUGUAGUAGUACUAUGAUACUGUAGUACUAUGCGCACCAUAGUCAUGUGGGGGAUAGUACAUUUUAAGAUGUACAGUGCUCAGAGAAUUUCCUCUUGUUCACUUGGCUUAGCUUCUGCUCACAAUACAGCUACUUUGUGUCAAACGCAGGAUUAAGCAGCGCUUAAUGUUUGGUUGAUGGAAUCCGGGCGUCACAUGACGUCACUUUUUUAAACAGAAUUAUGACAUUUAGAAGAAUAUUCUCACAGUUCAUAGAUAUAGUAGGCUCACUUUUGCUAUAAAGAAAGGUAUUUUUGGAGAAAGGUAAUGAAGAGUUCAUGCGUCAUUGGCAGUAUAACGUUUUAGACAAAAAAAGAAGAAAGAAAUGCACUGCUUUUUUAACACAGUAAAGAGUUACAUGCAUUUAUUUUUGGUGAGGAGGGUUAAAAGUUGUUGGGUUGCUCCUAAAAGCUGAUUUCAUAAUACUCGUGCGUAUGGUGAAAGUAAAUCUUUGGUUCAUAUUAAGCCCACGUUUAAACUAUUGACAGAUUCACAGAGUUCAGGUAGCAGCAUUUUCCACUCGACACACCGGUGUGAUAUAUAUUAAAAAAAAAAAAAUGUAACUCAGC
Messenger RNA from Solea solea (common sole), 5835 nucleotides. It is a transcript of the gene pik3r2, whose product is annotated as phosphoinositide-3-kinase, regulatory subunit 2 (beta). Gene Ontology annotation, biological process: phosphatidylinositol phosphate biosynthetic process; insulin receptor signaling pathway. Bases 817 to 3027 code for a protein of 736 amino acids. The transcript is spliced from 16 exons. The record is from RefSeq and is a predicted model, not a curated record. NCBI's taxonomy places the organism in Eukaryota, Metazoa, Chordata, Actinopteri, Pleuronectiformes, Soleidae. Gene Ontology annotation, molecular function: protein binding; 1-phosphatidylinositol-3-kinase regulator activity. Gene Ontology annotation, cellular component: phosphatidylinositol 3-kinase complex.